CCUGAGUCACCGGAGGGGCUUGUGCGGGCGGUGGGGCCGGGCGGGCACCUCUGAUCCUCCGCCCUGCCUUGCCCUGCCCUGCCGGUGCCGCCUCGGGAGCACCGCCUGGCCGGAGGAAGCGCAACAUUUAAAGAUCACAAACAACUGCCCUAUAAAAAGAAGGGGGGAAAAAACGAUCCUACUUGGCAACAAUGAGGUAUUUUCACUUCUGUAAGCUUCCAGGAAGAGUUAUGGGAAUCCGCCUACUCCGCUUCACCUCUGUGGUGAUCAUCGUCUUACUUCUUGUGGCAGGUGCUUUAACAGCUUUGCUUCCCAACAUCAAAGAUGACAAAUUGCCCAAUUUGAGAAGGGAACCAAAACCCCAGAGUCAGUCUACCUUGGAUUCAUUUACUCUUAUUAUGCAGACGUAUAAUAGAACUGACUUACUGCUAAAGCUCUUAAAUCAUUAUCAAGCCAUCCCCAACCUACAUAAAGUAAUUGUUGUGUGGAACAACAUUGGUGAGAAGACACCAGAGGAGAUGUGGAAUUCCUUGGGGCCUCAUCCUGUCCCUGUUGUCUUUAAAGUUCAAAGUGUAAAUCGCAUGAGAAACAGGCUGCAGAAUUUCCCUGAGCUGGAAACAAAAGCUGUUUUAAUGAUGGAUGAUGACACUCUAGUCAGUGCUCAUGACCUUGCUUUUGCCUUUUCUGUUUGGCAGCAAUUUCCAGAGCAUAUAGUGGGAUUUGUUCCUAGAAAGCACAUUUCUACUCCUUCAGGCGUAUACAGUUAUGGUAGCUUUGAAUUGCAGAACCCUGGAUUCGGAAAUGGAGAUCAGUAUUCUAUGGUUCUUAUUGGUGCAGCAUUUUUUCACAGUGGAUAUUUAGAAGACUUUCAACGGCAGCCAGAAGCAGUUUACGCCUUAAUAGAUGAAACUCAAAAUUGUGAUGAUAUUGCCAUGAAUUUUCUGGUAGCCAAGCAUACUGGAAAGCCUUCAGGUGUGUUUGUGAAGCCUGUUGAUAUAAGAAAUUUAGAAAAAGACACUAACAGUGGCUAUUCUGGAAUGUGGCACCGAGCAGAGCAUUUGUUACAGAGAUCCUACUGUGUAAAUAAACUGGUUAAUAUUUAUGAUGGCAUGCCCUUAAAAUAUUCUAAUAUCAUGAUUUCUCAGUUUGGUUUUCCUAAUUAUGCAAAUCACAAAAAUAAAAUGUAAGCCAAUGAAUUUAAGGUGUUAAAUGUUAAACUGUACUCAGUAAACUCCGCUGAGUUCAAGGAGAGAAUAAGGUGUAAUUACUGCAUCUUGGCCAUCCCUCUGUGUAGCUUCUGAUUUUUCUCCAUUGGGCUUUUAUGUGGGUUUUUUUUUCCUUUCUAACUAAUUCACCAAGGUAAGUUUUCUAAAAACUUAAUAUAUAACAAUGUUUAGCUGUGAUGAAAUCAUCCUCUUUCCUUAAAAUCUGAAAAGCUACUAUAAUUAUUAGGCCAAUUCUUCAGAAACAUGCAGUCAAAAAUGCACUCUCACCCUUCAGAUCUUACGUUUUGAUUCUUUUUUUCUUGAAUAUACUUAUCUAGUCUAAUGAGGCCUAGGCAUAUUUUUGAUGGUUAUAUGUUGAGAUGCUUCCUUGCUUUCCCUCUCCUCACCUCCUUCUGUUCCCAGUGAAACUGUAGAAGAGCUACAGUGAACUGCUGACCAGGUUUCUACACUCCUGUACAAAACCCCUUUGUAUAUAAGCUGUUUGGUGUCCUGAGAUGUUCUGAAGCUGCUAUGAAAGCAAGAAGAGUACCUCACCUUAAUCUCAGAUAGUCCUAAAACCAUUGCCUACCAUAUCUAUUCCUGCUGAGAUAGUGGAAAAUGAUCUGUGAUGUGGCUUUUUUUCCUAUUAUUGAUUUGCCUAGAGUUGCUGAAACACUGCAAGCAGCUGAAAGGUAAAUCCUAGCAGUUGGAAAUGUAAGAAACAUGAAUACAUGAAAUAUGACACGUAAGCAGUAAAAGAAAUGGAUGGGAUGUUAUUUAUUAAUACUCUCUUUAGUACUUAGUUUUAUUUUGAUAUUUUGCAUUUACAUUGAUACAAAAAUGUGCCCAGGAAAAUCCUCACUUGUUAAAAAUGUCUUAUUUACAAUUCCUAGUAAGAGCAAGCUGUUCUACAUUUAUUACAGUGUACAUUUUGUAAUUGUAAAGGUCUGUUGUUUUUUUUUAACUACUCUUUCAAAUACAUAUUUACUUUCUAGUUCCUUCUCUGGUUUUGGUGACUAUGACAACAGAAUUAAAAUGUGCAAUGAAUGGGUAAAGCAUUAGGAAAAAAAAGUAUUUUACACUACAGUGAUAUUUGACAGGGAUGGACUGUUAUCAGUCUCUGAAUUUCCUGGCUUCAUUUGUAGCAAGAAACAGAGCUGCUGUCAAUAGCUUUUGUUAAACUGGGGCUCUGUAGUUCUGGAAACCUUAUGUUAACAUAGGCAGGGCAAACCUUUUCCAUUACAGUUGCAGAAGGGUUGGGGUUUUUUGGGGGUUUUUUUAUGGUAUGGAAGAAAGAACAAAAGACAGUGAUUUUCCUGGACCACAGAAUCAGAUUUGGCAUCCAAAGCAGAUUUAGUUUCAUCUGCAUCAGCUUUUGAUUGAUUCUUAGUAUAAGUUCAAAGGUAUCUGUGGGCAACCAAUAACAGCUAAUACCUAGUAAACAAAUAGCAUCUGCACAAAAAAUGUAUAAUUUUAUCAUUUUUUUGUAAUACAUUAGCUGAACAAAAAGUGAUUGAAGAAUGUGACAAGUUCUUUAUAGCAGGGUGUGAGUCUUUGGGGGAACAGAGGAUUCUUUUGCCUUGUUCUAUCAGUGCUAAAGGAUUUGAUUUCUGUUCAGUGAAGUCUUCCUAGUACUUUUGUAAGACUUAAAGGGCAAAAUCUUAACAUGGCAUUGUAAAGUCUGCUUAAUUUUGUUGUAAUAGUGAAAAGUAGUUUUUAAUUAUUGUGUUGUAGUGCUUGGUAGUAUACGAACAGGUCUAUCAUCUUUCCAGAAAUGCAACUUUCCCAGUUGUAGUUUACUGUAUUUCUUUUACUUACUGGUCUUCCGUAAUUUCUGUUCUGUGCAGUAUCAGCUAGAAUUGUGAAGACUCACAGUUGUUGUUUAUCUUAUUUUUAAAAUGUGAAACAAACUGUCAGCUCAGCCAAAUCUUAGUAUUGGGCCCUGUGUUGGAUGGAAGGAGUUGUUUUGAUUUGUUCUGGGGUUUUUUGUUCUUCUGUAUCAGUGAAAAAAUGAAUAGAACAAGCUUUUAAUGAUAUUGUUAAAUUUAAUUUGUACCAUUGUCAAAUAAAAUACAGAAAGCAGA
This is a messenger RNA of Corapipo altera (White-ruffed manakin), 3289 nucleotides long. It is a transcript of the gene EXTL2, whose product is annotated as exostosin like glycosyltransferase 2. The record is from RefSeq and is a predicted model, not a curated record. Bases 192 to 1187 code for a protein of 331 amino acids. Gene Ontology annotation, cellular component: membrane. Lineage: Eukaryota; Metazoa; Chordata; Aves; Passeriformes; Pipridae. Gene Ontology annotation, molecular function: glycosyltransferase activity. The transcript is spliced from 5 exons.